AUGGAAAAAUUUACUAAAUGGAGGGACGAAGGAACAGGAUUGGCACCUUUUUUUCAGAAUUCAUUUGAAAUAGAGUCUCCAAAAUGUUUUUUUUUAAUUUUUGGAUCAUUUCUAUACAUAAUACGACAUUUAUUUAUAUUUUUUCUUUUUAUUAAUUAUUUUAUAUUUGUUCAUAUGUUACUUUCGCCUAUUUUUCAGCCAAUAUUUCCUAGGUUGGUUCAUUUUGUUAAAAAAAUAUUUAUAGGUAGUGUUUUUUUUUUAUGUGGAAUCUCUCUAUCAUCAGUUCAAAUUAAUUAUACAAAGAAAAAAAAGAUAUUUCCAUGUGCACAAAAUAUCAUAAUUUCAUGUUAUUGUUCUCCUUUAGAUAUUUUGUGCCUGUCUUUUAACUACAAUCCUAUAUUUACAAUUUCUUUCUCUAAUACAUCAUUUGUUCAGCAUGUUUCUGGGAUAAAAGCACUAUUUUAUACAUUUUCAAUGCCAGAAAGAUCUCCAUAUAAAAAUUAUAUGACACUGGACAGUUUAUCAAAAUUAUAUCCAAAUAGAAUUAUUUGUGUUUUUCCAGAGGGAACUACUUCUAAUGGUAGUGGAUUGCUUUUAUUUACGCAAAGCCUUGAAUCAGUUGCACCUAAAACUAAGAUUUUCCCUUUAUCUAUUAAAUAUGGAAAUUAUCUCACAACACCCCUUCCAAGGUCUUUUUUUAAAUUUUUAUUCCGAUUUACAUUUAAAUUAAGACACAACUUUCAAAUAAAAAUCUCAGAAACACCUAUUAUUGUAGAACAUCCUGAAAAACUUAGAGAAAUAGCCUCUGCUGCUCUUUCAAGAUUAUCUAAGGUACCUAGACUUGGAUUGGGUGUUAAUGAAAAGAUAUCCUUUUUAAAAGCAUGGAAAACCUUUUCAAAAUGCUGA
Molecule: messenger RNA, 906 nt
Organism: Pneumocystis murina B123
Lineage: Eukaryota; Fungi; Ascomycota; Pneumocystomycetes; Pneumocystales; Pneumocystaceae
Exons: 6
Coding region: 1-906 (301 amino acids)
Molecular function (GO): acyltransferase activity
Source: RefSeq, a predicted model, not a curated record